Molecule: messenger RNA, 1542 nt
Organism: Trichechus manatus latirostris (Florida manatee)
Lineage: Eukaryota; Metazoa; Chordata; Mammalia; Sirenia; Trichechidae
Gene: SERPINA12
Product: serpin family A member 12
Biological process (GO): negative regulation of endopeptidase activity
Molecular function (GO): serine-type endopeptidase inhibitor activity
Source: RefSeq, a predicted model, not a curated record
AUGAAACCCAUACCGGGUCUGGGCCUGCUUCUGGCUGGCCUAGUGGCCGUGAAAGGUCUUCCACAAGACAACCUCUCUCCAGAUAGUCAUGUGGCUGUGUGGAAGGGAAGGCAGGCAGCCCAGGAGCUUUCAAGGAGGAACACAGCCUUUGGCUUUCAGCUCUUCAAGAAGCUGUCUGCUAGCAGCUCCAACAAGAACAUCUUCUUCUCCCCCUUAAGCAUCUCCACAGCUUUCUCCAUGCUGUGCUUAGGUGCCCAGGAUUCCGCUCUGGAUGAGAUCAAGCAAGUCUUCAACUUCACUGGGCUACCGGAGAAAGAUCUUCAUGAGGGCUUCCAUUACCUCAUCCAGAGACUGAACCAGGGGGGCCAGAACUUCAUGCUGAACCUCUAUAACAUGCUGUUCAUAAAAUCGGGGCUGCAGCUAGAGUGGACGUUUCUGACAAAUAUCAAGAACCUAUACAAUGCAGAUAUAAUUCCCGCUGACUUCCAGAACUUAGAAGUUACUCAGAAGAAGAUCAAUGACUAUGUUAGUCAGGAAACUCAUGGGAAAAUAAACAACCUGAUCAAGAAUAUAGAUCCUGGCACUGUGAUGCUCCUUAUAAAUACUAUUUUCUUUCAAGCCACGUGGCAACAUAAGUUUGAUCCGAAAGCAACCAAAGUAGAAGGCUUUAUGCUGGACAAGAACAAGUCCGUGAGAGUGCCCAUGAUGUUCCGCAGGGGCAUAUACAAGGGCCAUGACGACCGGCUCUCCUGCACCGUCCUGGAAAUACCCUACUGGGGAAACUUCACGGCCAUCUUCGUCCUUCCCGACAAGGGCAAACUGGAGAGCGUGGAGAAGGGCAUGGUGGCCAACGUAUUGGCCAGAUGGAAAAAAAUAAUCACGUGGAGCCUUGUAGAUGUGUUCGUGCCCAAGUUCUCCACCACUGGUACCUAUGACCUGAAGAAGGUACUCUCCCAGAUGGGCAUCAGGGAAAUCUUCGAGAAUGGUGGCCUCACCGGGAUCUCCCCUCACCUCAGCCUGAAGGUUAGCCAGGUGGUCCACAAGGCCAGGCUGGAGAUGGAUGAGAAGGGCACAGAAGGUGCUGCAGGCUCUGGAUCACUGAUUCUGCCCGUGCAGAUGCCGGUAGAGGUCAAGUUAAACAGACCGUUUCUGAUGAUAGUUUACGAGCAGAACACAGAUUCCGUGCUCUUUCUGGGGAAGACUGCCAACCCUACUGGAACCAAUUCGCAGCUCACAGUGCCUUUUGUGGACAUGCACCCAGCAGAUGAGGACACUGAGACUUGGAGAGCCAAGAGGGAGAAGCCCUUUGACCCAGCAGAGACAAGUAAAGGCUCUUCAUUCCUAGUGGACAAGUCGGUCACUGUUCAGGUCCUCAUGACGCACCAGGUGGAGGAGUUUGCUUUUGGGGUGGAUCCAGGGUUGAACUGCUCUGUGCUGCAAAUGGACUACAGUGGAGAUGCCCUGGACUUCUUCAUCCUCCCUGGACAGGGCAAGAUGGGGCAGCUGGAACAAGACUUGUCAGCCCUGAGACUGAGGAAGUGA